Molecule: messenger RNA, 294 nt
Organism: Adineta steineri
Lineage: Eukaryota; Metazoa; Rotifera; Eurotatoria; Adinetida; Adinetidae
Source: the annotation of a GenBank genome assembly
AUGGAUAUACUUUUUCCAAUAUUAAUCUCCUGUUCAUAUGAUUGUGAUACAACGCGAGCCAUUCUUCAAACUAAAAUGUCAUUAGAAUUGAUUGCAAAUUUUAUAGACACAAAAACAAUCAAUGAAGAUGAUAGCAAAUCGAUUAUUUCUGCAUUUCAUAUGCGAUUUCCAUAUGAUGAAUGGACAAAUGUAUUGAAAUACUAUCGGCCAACAUCAAAACUUUCUUUGAAAACUCAUAAUGAUGAAGAAAAAGAAAAUGAAUCUCAUCGAAUUGAUACGGAAAUUAUGUCUUAA